GUCUGGCCUUUUGUUGUCGCACAAACCGUCGGCGGAUGUUUUCUAUGAAAACGAAACCUCACUGGAUGUGACAUAGUGGAGAGGAAGGCAUUGCUCAAUCGGCGUCUAGCCUCAGUCAUCCACAAGCGGUAUUCUUGCUAGUUGCUGAUCUGUGGAGCUACGGUUGAGGUUGAGCUUUACACACGCAACGCUGGAAAAAUGAUCACAAACAUCAGAGAUUAACUAUAACUCAUCUUGCAGAUAUUCACGAGAGGCAUCAUGCGACUAACGAAGCUCCAAACGCUUCUCUUGUGUAUGAUGUCUGACUUUUUCACUGCAAGGACCCAAGUUCCUCCAGGUUGGUGGACGACCGAAACACCUCAGGAAGUCACCAGCCAAGAUUGGUCGACCAUCGAAACGCCACAAGAGUCCACAACCUCAGGUUGGUGGGCAACCCAAACGCCACAGGAGUUCACCAAUCCAGAAAACAUCGUCCACAUCAUCAAUGGAAACGACAGUGUUGAGAUAACUUCACCUUCCUAUCCAAGCAACUAUCCCAACAACGUCGUCAGGGCUUGGAUCAUCCAGUGUGAAGAGGGACAGAGGGUUCGUGUCACCUUCUCCAGCUUUAAAACUGAGCGAAACUAUGAUUAUUUCCGGGCUGGUGAUGGUGGCGAUAUUGCCAGCGGCCAGUUUUUCGUUUGGCACGGAUUUAAACAAGCACCUGAUCUGAUCUCUUCUGGAAAUGAAAUGUGGCUGAGAUUCACGUCAGACGGAAGUGUGACUUACAGCGGGUUUUCGUUGUGGGCUUUCUGCAUUCAAUCACCUGAGAAUCUGAUUUGUGGAGGGAAUGAGUUUGAUUGUGGACAUUCUGUAUGCAUCGAUGGUUCUUGGCGGUGUGAUUCUCAGACAGACUGUAUUAAUGGAAGCGAUGAAGUCAAUUGCAGCAGUCAUGCGGAAAGCAUCUUCUAUAUCGUCAAUGGAAACGACAGUGUUGAGAUAACUUCACCUUCCUAUCCAAGCAACUAUCCCAACAACGUCGUCAGGGCUUGGAUCAUCCAGUGUGAAGAGGGACAGAGGGUUCGUGUCACCUUCUCCAGCUUUAAAACUGAGCGAAACUAUGAUUAUUUCCGGGCUGGUGAUGGUGGCAAUAUUGCCAGCGGCGAGUUUUUCGUUUGGCACGGAGGAAAAGAAGCACCUAAUCUGAUCUCCUCUGGAGAUCAAAUGUGGCUGAGAUUCACGUCAGACGGAAGUGUGACUUACAGCGGGUUUUCGUUGUGGGCUUCAUGCAUUCCAUCAACGGACAAUCCGCCUUGUGGAGGAAAUGAGUUUGACUGUGGACAUUCUGUAUGCAUCAAUGGUUCUUGGCGGUGUGAUUAUCAGACAGACUGUAUCAAUGGAAGUGAUGAAGUCAACUGCAGCAGUUUUGAACCUGCCACGUAUAGUCCAAACGUUACCUACUGUUACAAUGGAACAUCUAUUCCUACUUCCUGGUGGUGUAAUGGAUAUUGGGACUGCCCUGACGGAAGUGAUGAACUCUACUGCGAUAAUUGGACAACCGAAGCGCCACAGAAUUUCACCAGCCCAGAACCUACGCCGUACAGUCCAAAUGUGACUUACUGUUACGAUGGGAUGGCCAUUCCUAGUUCCUGGUGGUGUAAUGGAUAUUGGGACUGCUAUGACUGGAGCGAUGAACUCUACUGCGAUUCUCAAACAACCGAUACACCGCAGCAGUCCACCAACCAAGGUUCCCCGUCUACUGCUGUUGUUGAUCAGCAAAGUACGGCCCAAGGAGAAGUCACAACAAAAGGUUCUCCGUCUACCCCUAUGGUUGAUCAGCAAAGUACGACUCAAGGACAAGGCACACCUCAAGGUUCCCCGUCUACUUCUCUUGUUGAUCAGCAAAGUCCGAAUCAAGGAGAAGUCACACCUCAAGGUUCUCCGUCUACCUCUGUUGUUGAUCAGCAAAGUCCGACUCAGGGAGAAGUCACACCUCAAGGUUCCCCGUCUACUCCUCUUGUUGAUCAGCAAAGUACGACUCAAGGAGAAGUCACACCUCAAGGUUCUCCGUCUACCCCUGUUGUUGAUCAGCAAAGUACGACUCAAAAACAAGUCACACCUCAAGGUUCUCCGUCUACUCCUGUUGUUGAUCAGCAAAGUACCACUCAAGGAGAAGUCACACCUCAAGGUUCUCCGUCUACUCCUGUUGUUGAUCAGCAAAGUACCACUCAAGGAGAAGUCACACCUCAAGGUUCUCUGUCUACCCCUCUUGUUGAUCAGCAAAGUCCGACUCAAGGAGAAGUCACACCUCAAGAUUCCCCGUCUACAGCCGUUGUUGAUCAGCAAAGUACCACUCAAGGAGAAGUCACACCUCAAGGUUCUCCGUCUACUUCUGUUGUUGAUCAGCAAAUUACCACUCAAGGAGAAGUCACAACAAAAGAUUCCCCGUCUACUCCUGUUGUUCAUCAGCAAAGUACCACUCAAGGACAAGUCACACCUCAAGAUUCCCCGUCUAUUCCUGUUGUUGAUCAGCAAAGUACCACUCAAGGAGAGGUCACAACAAAAGGUUCUCCGUCUACCCCUGUUGUUGAUCAGCAAAGUACCACUCAAGGAGAAGUCACACCUCAAGAUUCCCCGUCUACCCCUGUUGUUGAUCAGCAAAGUACGACUCAAGGAGAAGUCACACCUCAAGGUUCUCCGUCUACUCCUGUUGUUGAUCAGCAAAGUACAGCUCAAGGACAAGGCACACCUCAAGGUUCUCCGUCUACUCCUGUUGUUGAUCAGCAAAGUACCACUCAAGGAGAAGUCACACCUCAAGGUUCUCCGUCUACUCCUGUUGUUGAUCAGCAAAGUACCACUCAAGGAGAAGUCACACCUCAAGAUUCCCCGUCUACAGCGGUUGUUGAUCAGCAAAGUACAGCUCAAGGAGAAGUCACACCUCAAGGUUCUCCGUCAACUUCUGUUGUUGAUCAGCAAAGUACCCCUCAAGGAGAAGUCACACCUCAAGGUUCUCCGUCUACCCCUGUUGUUGAUCAGCAAAGUACCACUCAAGGAGAGGUCAUACCUCAAGGUUCUCCGUCUACUCCUGUUGUUGAUCAGCAAAGUACCACUCAAGGAGAAGUCACAACAAAAGGUUCUCCGUCUACUUCUGUCGUUGAUCAGCAAAGUACCACUCAAGGAGAGGUCACAACAAAAGGUUCUCCGUCUACCCCUGUUGUUGGUCAGCAAAGUACCACUCAAGGAGAAGUCACAACAAAAGGUUCUCCGUCUACUCCUGUUGUUGAUCAGCAAAGUACCACUCAAGGAGAAGUCACACCUCAAGAUUCCCCGUCUACAGCUGUUGUUGAUCAGCAAAGUACAGCUCAAGGAGAAGUCACACCUCAAGGUUCUCCGUCUACUUCUGUUGUUGAUCAGCAAAGUACCACUCAAGGAGAAGUCACAACAAAAGAUUCCCCGUCUACUCCUGUUGUUGAUCAGCAAAGUACCACUCAAGGAGAAGUCACACCUCAAGGUUCUCCGUCUACCCAUGUUGUUGAUCAGCAAAGCACAGCUCAAGGACAAGGCACACCUCAAGAUUCCCCGUCUACUCCUGUUGUUGAUCAGCAAAGUACCACUCAAGGAGAAGUCACACCUCAAGAUUCCCCGUCUACUCCUGUUGUUGAUCAGCAAAGUACCACUCAAGGAGAAGUCACAACAAAAGGUUCUCCGUCUACUUCUGUUGCUGAUCAGCAAAGUACCACUCAAGGAGAAGUCACACCUCAAGAUUCCCCGUCUACAGCUGUUGUUGAUCAGCAAAGUACAGCUCAAGGAGAAGUCACACCUCAAGGUUCUCCGUCUACCCCUGUUGUUGAUCAGCAAAGUACGACUCAAGGACAAGGCACACCUCAAGCAGAAAGCAUCCUCCAUAUCAUCAAUGGAAGUGACAGUGUUCAGAUAACCUCACCUUUUCAUCCAAGCAACUAUCCCAACAAGGUCAACAUGACUUGGAUCAUCCAGUGUGGAGAGGGACAGAGGGUUCGUGUCACCUUCUCCAGCUUUAAAACUGAGCGUAACUAUGAUUACUUCCGUGCUGGUGACGGUGGCAAUAUUGCCACUGGCGAGUUCUUUGCUUGGCACGGAGGUAAAGAGGCACCUGAUCUGAUCUCCACCGGGACUGAAAUGUGGUUGAGAUUCACGUCAAACGGAAACGUGACUGACAUGGGGUUUUCACUGUGGGCUUCAUGCAUUCCAUCAACGGAAAAUCUGAUUUGUGGAGGGAAUGAGUUUGACUGUGGACAUUCUGUAUGCAUCAAUGGAUCUUGGCGGUGUGAUUAUCAGACAGACUGUAUUAAUGGAAGCGAUGAAGUCAAUUGCAGUAAUCCUGUUUCCACAUCUACUCCUGUUGAUCAGCAAAGUACGACUCAAGGAGAAGUUACACCUCAAGUUUCCCCGUCUACACCUGUAGUUGAUCAGCAAAGUACAACUCAAGGACAAGGCACACCGCAAGGUUCCCCGUCUACUGCUGUUGUUGAUCAGCAAAGUACGACUCAAGGAGAAGUCACAACAAAAGUUAGUAAUCAGCAAAGUACAACAACUCAAGGAAAAACCACAACCGAAGACCUUUCAUGCCCUUCGGGAACCUUUGACUGUGGCGAGUUCGUCUGCAUUACUGAUUUAUGGCAUUGCAACGGCUUCCCGGACUGUAAUGAUGGCAGGGAUGAGCAAAAUUGCGUUGGCUGUCGCAAUUUCUGUUUCCUUGAUGGAUCUCGAGGAGGUUGCUGGUGUGACGGUGCGUGCGAGAUCUAUGGAGAUUGCUGUGAAGACUACUAUAUCUAUUGCAUGCUUCCAGAUUACCCCACGGAACCACCACCAGAGGUUGACGAAUGCGACGUGUUUGAACCUCUUCACAACUGUGACGAGCAUGCGUACUGUGUUGACACUGCUGAGAGUUUUUACUGUAUUUGUAACGUGGGUUAUCAGGGGAAUGGUUCAUCGUGCGUAGAUGUUGAGCCUCCAGAUAUAGCCUGCCUGGCUAACCUAACUGUUUACACGGACUGCCUCAAGAACUACGCAACUGUUGCACUGCCAGAUGUAGACGCGGUGUUCGACAACUCUGGAUCCUACAUUAUCAGCAUUGACGUGAAAGGUUCUCUAUUCGGCGUUGGGGACAUCGUCACAUUCGAUCUUGUGACAGGGUCACAUUUGGUGCGAUAUACAGCAACUGACGACUCACUGAAUAGUGAAAGUUGUGAUUUGCUUGUCUAUAUUGCCUCAGUGAGUGACGGUACUUUUUGUUCAGCGACUGGGAACCCGACCAACUGCAUAUGUUCAUCCAAUCAGCAAGGCCUUUGUACCUGUUCCUCUGGAUACUGUGGGCACGAUUGCUCACAGAGCGAUGUUGGAAUAGAGUGCACUGGUCCAGGGACACCUUUCCCCAACUGUAACGGUGUUAAUGAGUGCAACACACGUUUCACUGGUCCGCAGUGCAAUGAACCUAGCAGCACAACAAACUGCCCAAAGGUUGACAACAGGUGUCUCAAGCAGGGAGUGGCCACAGCGUUGGUCACGUGGACCCAAGUUGCUGCUGUCGAGCCAUCUGGUCAACCAAUCUUUCCAUCUGACAUCAUCUGCGAGGAAAUCACCACCGGAGCCACUGUCACCCUGGCAGGUGGCUUUUUUGGGAAAGGGAAGCAGGAGGUUGUCUGCUCUUCGCAUACGCAAAGCGGCGUUGUCCCCCAAUGCUUAAUCUCCUUUACCGUUUCAUCGGAUCCGUCUCUGGACGUUCCGUCUUUAGGCGAUCAGUGCACCGAUCCAGGGAAAUUGACUUCUACGGUGACCUGGAACGUUGUUCCCAACACCGCUGAGGACGAUAUAGUUGUUAUCUGUGAAGACUCUGGAGAUGGAACGGAUGUUGGACCUUCGGGAGGUGUAUUCAGACCAGGAGCCCAUACCAUCACGUGUACUGCUACUAAUUCCGCAGGAUGUGGAACAUCACAGACAUUUGGAUUCGAUGUCACGGUCGGCACCCUUAUUCCAUUUGGAAUGGAAGUCGGGGAUUCUCUCCUGUCACAAUCGAAACAAAAGCAGCAAAUGAAGGAUUUGGUAUCGCCAACCAUUUAUCCACCGAAUUUCUUUCCCUUCUGUGAUGAGCUGUACGAAAAGCUCUAUUUCAGUGACAAUGGUGUGAUAGUUCUAUCCAAUGACAAGAAGCUCGAUAAACUAGCGUUUCCCAGUGCCAAAGGUUCAGAGUUUCCCAGCGGAUUUAACAUGAUAGCUCCGUUCUGGGCGGACGUUAGAGCUGAUGCGUUUACUCCUGAAAAGAAUGUUUUCUGGCAGGUGUAUGAUCAGUACGAUUCCAGCACCAACCAAGAUAUGUUGAACACCAUCAAAGCUAUUAUUGGGGUUGAAGAAAAUGCAUUGAGGGCGUAUUGGGCACUUGUUAUCACGUGGAGUAAUGUUCAACCAGUUUCACUUCUCGCAUCUGGAACCAACACAUUCCAAGUCUUGCUGCUGACCGAUUCCAUCCAUAGCUACGUGGUAUUCAACUACGAUCCUUGCAACAUGAAUUGGGACACUGCCUUCUUACCCAACAAAAACGUCAUCCUGGGUUACACCUGCGGGAUGUCCAAAGAGAGUGUUUACCUGGAUGUACCCAAAAAUUCACUCUUCCGUCCUGGCAGCAUCGUUGGAAAUUCAGGACAAAAAGGCCGCUGGGUGUUCCAACUUGACAACCACCUUGAUGACUUUGUCAACCCACGUCUUUCCUGCCGCAACUGGCACAGUCGUCAGGCACCCUACCCAAUCUUCGAGGUGUACUAUCCUCCGUUCGCUAACACGUGCCCUUGUAGUUUGAUCAUGGCUUGGUUCGACUGGCGCUUCUUGUGGAUGUGGCAUGACUAUUAUAUCCCACAAGGAGAAGUCUGGGAAUACUUUCAAGACAGUUCUGUUGUGUGCUUCGUGCGACUUUUCCAAGCGCCGGGAACUCCUGGUCCACAGUGCUGCUACAAGCAAUCAACCGGUGAUCUUCUCUACGAUAUUAGGAAUCCAAAAGUUGCUUCUGUCUUCGAGAGGUUUCCUUUUAGCCCGAUAUUCUACACCCCUGACGUGUUUCAAAAGUGGUAUGACGAAGAAGUCCUUUCACGCUACUACUGCUGUGAGAAGUCGACUUUGUGUCAUCUUUACACUGAAACACGUCCUCUCAUGAGCUGCUCUCGUUAUGUACCGACAUUCUGGGGCUGGUUCUGGGGAGACCCACAUGUGAAAACUCUUGAUGGCCUAGACUAUACCUUCAAUGGCCUAGGAGAGUAUACACUUGUCCUCAUUGAAGACGUAGACAGAGGCGAAAAACUGUUCGAGCUACAAGGUCGAACGCAGAGGGCGUAUGAUCCCAAAACGGAGGAAUUAACUGAUGCAACCGUGUACAGUGGGUUUGCUGCGUUGGACAGUGUUGGUGAUUCACGGGUUGAAAUCAAGGUGAACAGCGAUGCUACAGAUCUGAUAACAACGGUCAACGGAUUGGUGGUCCAACCAACAAUAUCCGGAUUGAUGCUCGAGGGCGUGACUGUUAAGAGGGAGGAGAACCCUCCUAAGGUCGUGGCAAUAUUCACCUCUGAUAUCCAGUUCUCUGUUGGAGUGAACAACAGUUUUGUUGACGUCACCGUCCAGCUAAGCCAGGACCAUAGGGGAAAAACAAAAGGAUUGCUUGGUGUGUGGGAUGGUAACAAAACUAACGAUGUACUUAGGCGUGAUGGUACCUACCAAGAAGCCACCGGUGCUGAUGGAGAGAUGCUUGACGGGAACUACUUUGAAUUCGGCGAAACCUGGCGCGUCUCCGUUAAUGACUCCUUAUUCUACUACGUACCUCCCGAGGAGAGCUGGGAGAAAAUCAAUGACCUGUCAUUCCGACCCAAGUUCCUGGAGGAACUGCUUGCCAGCGUGGAUGAGGACCAACGACAGAAGAUUAAGGAAGCUUGUGGUGACAGUAAAGAGUGCCAGUACGACUCGCUGACAAUGAAUGACACAGACAUUGGAAUGGCCACCUUGCAACUCAAUGAAAAGAACACCGCUGAUUUGGAAUCAGCUACCAAUUACCCGCCGAAGCUGACGCAGAUCGAAAGCAUAAAGGUCACCGUUGGACAGAACUUCUCGCUGCAGAUAGAUGCUUCUGAUCCAGAUGGGGACGACGUUGCAUUCCAUUUGCUGGAGAAGGUUGACGGGGCAGCAAUUACGGUUGAAGAUGGAAUUUUUACCUGGACUCCUGUUGACAAGUCAAAGGUCAAGGUUGGUUUCCUAGCAACAGAUGGUAAGUCCAAUGCUACAGUCGAGCCGAUAGUGAAUCUCUGUGAUUGCCGAAAUGGCGGAACGUGCCUGUUGGAUCAGUAUGCUGACGGUACCAAUCUCAUUCAAGACCGCUUUGGUGUGUUACUGUGUCAGUGCGAGCCGGGAUGGACAGGUGAAUUUUGUGAAGUAGACUACGACGCAUGCGCCGACAGCCCAUGUUUCCUUGGUGUAGAGUGUCUGGACGAGAAGCCGCCAUUUUUGAACAGCACCUGUGGGCCUUGUCCAGAGGGAUUGGAGGGAGACGGAAAAAGCUGCACUGAUGUUGAUGAGUGCAAGUUGUACGUAGACGAACCAGCUAGUGGUGGAGGACGCGGAUGUGACCAUAUCUGUGAGAACCUCCUACAGGGGUUCAAGUGCAGCUGCAAUACCGGGUAUUAUUUGCUCGACGAUGGGAAGACUUGUCGAGAGUUGUCCAACUCAAGUUGCGUGAACGGAGGGGAAUAUGAUGCACAACACCAAGAAUGUUCUUGUCCCUUGACGCAUUCUGGGCCAAUAUGUGCAGACGUCAACCCUUGUUCGGCUAACAACAGUCUGUGUGCGGAAACAGGGUGGCAUUGCUUGCCAGAUUCAAACGAAGAUGGCUAUGCAUGCCACUGUCGCGACUUCGAGGGAUAUUCCCAAAUCAGCAAUGGCUCGUGUAAAUGGUAUCCGUCGAUUGGAAUUAGGAUAACCACGUAUUUGGAAUUUGUCAAAGCCUACCUCAAUCCCACCAGCAGCGCAUUCAAAAACACAGCGGGGGUGUUCCAACGGGCGAUAAUGAACAAGAUUCGAGAAUCCGAGACCUCAAGUAACGCGACAUCUGUUCACGUGACCAAAAUGGAAUCGGGCAGUUUGGUUGUUACUGCGGUAAUAUCAUUCCCUGAAAAUGUAGCGCCCUCUGCAGAGGAAAUGAAGAGAGUGCUAUCGAGUAGUGAUACCUUGACUGACGGCAAUAUAACCAUUUUUAUCGAUCCCGACUCCAUUCUCGCGCAAGAGGUAUUACCAGCUUGCCCGGCAACUCAUUGCUACAAUGGCGGGACCUGUGAAAGACCUACUUUCUCUCCAUGGUUUGCUUGCAGAUGCUCAGCCGAAUAUACAGGAGAAAAGUGUGAGACUCUACUUGGGCCGGUUGACAGUGGAGGUUUGUCUACCGCUGUCUUGGUAGUUAUAAUCGUAAGCUCCCUUGGCCUGGUUAUUGUGAUGGCUGUACUCUUCUACCUGGUGAUUCGAAAAAAGAAUAAAGUAGAGCCUGACCCCAGCUACAGACAGGGGAUGUAUAGUCACAAUGACAAUGACGAUGACACCAUGGUGGCUGUCGAAGGACAGGGGAUGCAAAUGAAGAGCAUGUACCAACACAGAUCCCCGUCACCAAAGUUUCACGGGGAAAUGCACGUGCGGAGGAUCUUCAUUCAGGAAGACGUCAAAGAGAUUUGAAAUGCAUACUUUCUACUGGAGACAGUGAUGCAGAUGGUUUAUGACAUGAUUUUCUACUUCCAUGCGAGCACUUCAUGAACACUUGCUAAUUGUAAUUUCUUUUGAGGCACCUAGGCUAAAUUUGAUUCUAUCUAAUAUUACUGGCAUCAUCAUAAAGUGAUGAUAACCAUAAUAUUGAUCAUCUUUGUAUCGUGUAGUCAUGGGUGUCCUUUUUCAGGAGGCAAAGCACUAUUCCAGAGGAGAAAUUUCCAGGGGGAAGUAUUGCAAGGGUGAGCAACGAACUGAUAAAGUGUUACAGUGAAAAGGGUUGUGUCCGUCCAGCAUUAUUAGUUUUUGCCAUGUAUAUUUGCAGUUGUGACUAGUUUAAUGGCUCUCGAUAAACUGUUUUGUGAGAUUUUCACAAGCGUAGUGUAGUACAUUUAAUUUACACCACUUAUUUUCUAACAAUCAAUUCCCUGCAGUUGUUUAAAUCAUAUUUGGAUUAUAAUUUUUCCAUCCUUGUCUUUUAACACAAUACCGAUAGAAAAUUUUACGAGCUUGAGAUGUACUUUUAUUUUUCAAAUUAUCAUAAUAUUUGACAUCUCAGUGCCUUCAUACGCCUUAGUGGCUGGUCUUAAUUACAGAGUAAGGCAUGACGUCACAUUAUGUAUAUACGCUGUUUAACGUUAGGUGCUUGGACAAGUACUCAGACUUCUUUGGUUUAUUUUGUUCGGUAACUGGAUGAUUGAUGUGAUAUCAAUGAGUUAUGCUUUGUUUGUUUGCUUGUGUAAAAGCAAAAAUUCUUGAUACAUUACAAGGCUUCACUCUGCGUGCCGGUGUUUGUUUUAAAGCACAUUUUUUCGUAUAACCCGCUUGUUAUUUCUUUUGAAAAAGCACACAGGUCUUAGUUUAAUCUGCUGACUUAGUAGCCAUAUUUCAAAAAUAUGGACGUCAAGCAUCCAUUCAAGAUCAGAGUUUCGCCCAAAACAAUAACAUCAAACAAAAAUGACAAAUUAUAGCAAUUAUGCUUUUUUUUAAAUGUCCCAUUUCCAACAAAAUUCCAACUUCGAAUGUUUUUGCAUUGCUUUCAAUCUAUUUAAUCAUCACGAGCAUUCACACAGAUUGAGGAAUAUCAAACGCAAAACGACCCAAUAAAGGAUUACUUAAGCUGA
Molecule: messenger RNA, 10862 nt
Organism: Acanthaster planci (crown-of-thorns starfish)
Lineage: Eukaryota; Metazoa; Echinodermata; Asteroidea; Valvatida; Acanthasteridae
Biological process (GO): cell-matrix adhesion
Molecular function (GO): protein binding; calcium ion binding
Source: RefSeq, a predicted model, not a curated record